Molecule: messenger RNA, 666 nt
Organism: Acanthoscelides obtectus
Lineage: Eukaryota; Metazoa; Arthropoda; Insecta; Coleoptera; Chrysomelidae
Source: the annotation of a GenBank genome assembly
AUGUUAUAUAGGACAGAACAGCCUUGUACUCCUACAGUUGAUAAUGAAGAGGAAACGAUCAAUGAAAAAAGACUAAUAGCAGAAAACAAAAAUGUAACGAAGACACCUCAGGCUGCUCGUCCUCGGUCACUUCAGCGCGAGGUGCAAGAAGCCGGGAAGCAAGUGAAGGAAGCAGCUGGUUUACUGCAGCAAAGCAUUAAAAAAAGGGAUUGUCAAGCCUCCCAAGACGACUGUGACAUAUAUGCGUUAGGGUUAGCGAAGAAAUUGCGAGCAUUCUCUGAAGAGGAAAGACUGGAAAUUAUGUAUGAUCUCGAUGGUAUGAUUCUCAAUCGCCACCGUGCAAAGCAUCCAAACAGGUUUACAUCCACUACAUUUAUUGCACCUUCACAAUACAGUCGAUGUUCGUCUCCUAUGUCUUCCUGUUCAGAACCGUUGUCCCGCGAAGUUCUUUAUAGUCAGAAUACGCUCAUGGGAUAUUCCGAACCAGCACAAGUUCAUGUGCCACAAGAACAAGAUACACGCCAAAUUUAUUCCAAAGCAUCAGAAAUUUCUCAAUCACAAUAUACAGAUGCAGAAACUGGGUCAAACAUAAACAUAAAUUCAAACCAGGCCGUGGGAGGUGAUCAUCUGUCUGACAUUAUUGCUCAAGCCUAUAAUACUGCUUAA